GGUACACGGUGACGGUACAGCUCUUGUUAACCGAGCAGCAAGCCGUCACCGUGCCGAAAUGGGGAAGGGGCUUUCCAUUUGGCAAGCCGCUCGCGCAGGCAACCGCGAAGAAAAGCUCCACCUAGCAGCGGCUCAGUCUGCCUGUUGGACGCAACCGGGGAAGAAGCGAUUCGGAUAUUCGGUGGCCAAGUGCGUGUGCGUGGAUCGUGUGUGCGUGCUCGAGUAAACAAAAAACUCGCGUGCGUGAGAUGAGCGUGUAAGUUGGGCGAGCCGAGUGAGAUGAGUGAGCAGGUUUAAAAUUCAAGUGUUAUUAGUUUGAAGUGAAAAACGGCUUUAAAAAAGUGUUAGAAGUGAAAGGAGUUACCCACUGAAAGUUUCCCAAUACUUUUCCAUGAAAAGUCCUUGCGUGUGCCUUUAAGAACGAGUGUUUAAAAAGUUGACCGAAAUGCAGCUGCAUCGAAAUCACUGUGACCACAUCCAUGCUUUUGCAAUCCGGAACGGAAGCUAAACCCCGUAAGCGUACACCUACUCUCGCAAAAUCCUUGAAUCCUUGAAUCGUGGCUGUAAAGCGCCCACCUUCAGCCAGCUCCACUAUUGGGAUUCGAGAAAAUUGUAUAACCGCUCGAUAGCUGGUGAUCAAAGGAAGAUCCAACAGUAUCUGCAUAAGACAUCCGACCCGAGAGGCGCUGUGGACACGCAUCGAAGCGUCAUGAAAUGUCAAUUGACCCAAAACAAAACCGAAAGUUUGAGUUUAUAGACCCACACACACACACUUAAAAAAAUCGACAAGGUCAACGAAACCUGCAACCGGUCGUCGUCUACUAAGCCGAUAAUGAUGGAGCCUCGCACCGAAAUCGAGACACACAAUAAUAAGUGAGCACGGAUUUUUGUUGCACGGGGUUUUCCUCAUUGUUUCGUCCCCCCCUUUUUUUGUUUGCUUCGGUCCACUCGCUUUAAAUUGGCCGGAUGACGAGACGAGAUCGUACUAACAAGCCGCGGAUCUCGUCGCCGGAAUAAAGAACCGCAAGAGAACAGCGCGUGAAGAAUAGAGCGAGCACGAACGCGCCACUCGCCCUCUCUUACCACGCGCAAACGGGAAAACCGCUAGUCUUGUGUCGCGCCCCGAAGACCGAGAAGUCAAUCAAUUUGGGAGUACACACCAACACGUACGCGUACAGAUAUUCAAAAGCCUGACACUGGUCGGCGAAUGCGGAAAGACGAAGCUCAACGACACCGAAAGACCCGUCGCUGAAGAAGCUGUCCGUUCCCUGCUUUUGCUUCCAACCGUACCGGGGGUGGGUUGUUGGUACAGGUGCACCACACACACACACACACACACACACACACACGCCCGUGCCGGCCGGUCAUCCCCUAUUUCUGCAAUAACCAACCCUCCCGACCCCAAGUACCACGGUCGGCAAAAGCGGCAAGAAUAAUUCGAUCGGGAGCCGAACCGACGACGAGCCGACCCGAACGCGCGACCCCCCCCCCAAUACUCAGCCGCCCCACAGCCAACCCACCGGCCACCCACCAGCGUACGCACUCGCACCCUGCUCAGCUGCGACAACGACACCGAGACCGAAACCGAAACCGACCGACCGACCGUCGUUCGGCGCGCGGUCGAACAAAACUUGCCUGCACUCGCCCGAAGCCGAACAGUCGGAAACUGCACGUUGCUCGGUUCGCAGAGCUAUUGGUCUAGUGGGGUGGCGCGCACGCUAACGCACAACGUCUGUUUGGGGCGCGUUGGGCCACACAAAACAGAUUCGGUGCUGAAGAAAACCGUCCGUCUCCGUGUGUGUGGUGUUUGGUGGAAAAGCGACCAGAGUGAAAGAGAUCGAAAAAGAAGCGUCCAGUGGCGAAUAUUGUGACGAAUUCUACCCCAAAAAGGCUCACACGCCGUGAAACAUAUGAUCGAAUUGUUGUGAGCGUGAAGAAAAAAACAGCGAUCAUCAGCAGCAGCACAGUAUACAUCUCGUAAGCUUGAUUUAUGUGCGAGCAAGAAAUCGUGCAGUGAGUGAAUUAUAUUGGUGGCAGUGAAGAAUACAAAGCCGAAAAAGUGUACAAUCCCACAGCGCGGGGCGAGUGCAUUUUUCUUCGCCGACAAAGUCAGGCCAGUCAGAGGUAGAAUUGCAUUUACUAGACAAACGCCGCCACGGUGGGGGACAGUGUGGAGUUUUCGCACAGUGUCGAGUGUUUUUCGCGCGUGGGAAACAAAAGGGUGCCAAGUGUGCCAUACCAGUGGCCAGUCCAGUGUGCGUGUGUGACAGUUGCUUGGGUGACAGAAACAGGGCCGAUUGUGCUGUGGUUCCAGCAAAAGGGAAUAAAUUAAAGAAGGUUCGACCCUCGAGGGUUUGCGUAUUCCGCACGACAAGACACGUACUGGCUUUGCUCUUGCAAGUGUUUGUGAGUGAAGUGUGUGUGUGUGUGUGCGUGUGUCAGGCAGUUUUACUGGUUUGUCGGACGACAUUCUUUCGGUGCAGCAGCGUAGCGGACGGUCGCGGUCGCGAAUCUAGCCGUGACUCCGUGAAUCGAGUCGAAAGAAAAUUCCGUUCCGGAAGUAGUCCGCCGAAUUUUGUUCGACGCAGCCCAAUGUAGGCAGCUACUGGCGAGGUGUUAGUGCUGGGACCAAAAAUGUUGCCAACCGCUGCCCGGUCGGUCGUGAGCUACAACCACCACAGGGGUAGUGAAACUGGUGCACAAUGUUAGCCAUAGACUGUCUGGUUGGCGGUCUGCUGCUCGGUUCGCUCGGCGUCAACACGCUGGCACUCGGUGCGUUCUGGACGACGCCAAGUCUGCGGACCACCGCCAACCGGUUCGUGAUCAACCUGCUGAUAGUGAAUCUCGUCUGCUGCUUCAUCCUCGGCCCGUCGCUGUUUCUGAAUGCGUUCACCGGCAAGACACCGGUGCCGACGCCACUGCCGGCCCCGGUCGACCUAUCACCGUCCACACCGGCGGCACACUACGACCCGACCGGGGGAGACUAUGGCAGCAGCAGCAGCAGCAGCAGUACGGCCGCGGUUGCACUGCUCCAGCGUGGCGAGUCGCCAACUCCGGCGAGUGCCCAACCGAAUCGGACGCGGAUAGUGCGGUGCUCCAAGAAUGGCACCAUGGGCAGUGUGGAGGAUGGUGCAAGUAAUUGUGAUAGGACAGGUGAUGACGGAACAAGGGAAGUUUCGGAGGAGGAGGAGGAAACGCCCUUCAUCCGCACAAGCCCGGUUCACCCGGGACAAACGGAUGCACUGCAUCCCAAUCUGACGCUCACCAAGAUACGGUGCUGGGGGUUAGAUCUGGUAGUGGCACUCGGAGCUCUCUCGGUACUGCUGGUGGUCGGUGACACCUGGUGCGCCAUAACCGAUCCACUGCGCUACCACUCCCGCAUAUCGGAGCUGAAGGCGUGGGCCUUCAUCAUCGCCAGCUGGGCGCUGGGGAUUGCGUUCGGCAUCGCGUCCGGUUUCCGGGGUGAUCAGAAGUACGUGACGCUGUUCAAGAAUCGGCUCACGGCGGAGGAGGUGGCCGCCAUCGAAUCUAGUCAUUGGGCCCGCAACCACACCGGCACCAGCGGUGCCGCUGCCGGUUUGCCCAACACCGAGGGUUUCAUCAACCACCUGAACAUCUCGGAGGAUCUGUACAACACGAUCUUCUCCUACGCGUACUUCGUGAUCGUCAUACUGAUCCCGUUCGCGCUCGUGUGCGCCAUGUACUGGCGGAUAUUCUCGGAGGCGCGUGAAAGUGGACAGCGGAUGCGGCAGAAUGGGUCGUCACCGUUACUGCAAAGUGCGCUAAAUCUCGUCUCGGCCCAAAAGCAUGCCGCAGUCGAGAAGCAACAGAUGCUGGAACAGCAGCAGCAGCAGCAGCAGCACCAACAGCAGCAACUACCGCAUCCGGCGAUACAACCGAUGCCAAGCAUUCCCGAGCGCCCGGGUGAGAGGGGAGACUGCGAGGGGCUAACGAUGAAGAUCGACAAGCAGAUCCACUACGAGGAUGAAACGAUCACGAUCAGCAGUAUACCGCAUCACCACCAGCAGAGGGACUCGUGCUUGAAGCCGCUGCUGCAGCAGUCCCCUGCUCCAACUCCGACGCACAAACCAACUCCACCACCGCAGCAGCAGCUCGAACUUUCCAACGAGCGUCCCGAUCGAAGUCCACAGGUGGUACAGAUCGCGACGCCAACAUCCGCCGCCAUUGCCGCACUGCCGAGUGUGCUCAAGUCUCCACUGCGACACGAUCGCAACCACAACAGUAUUCUGAUGCAGCAGCUGCCGGCGGAGAGUAGCGCGAGUGGGCCGAUCCCAACGCACCCGGGAUCGUCCCCGGCCACGGGGCUCGGGAAGGUGCGCCGCAAUCAUAGUGCAGGUCGGUUGGUGAGCUUCAGCCAGGAGGAACCGUCCGAGCUGCCGAUCAGUGGAUUGCGGCAGGUCCAUUCGACGCCCAACUUCCAGAAGUUCAGUGCCGGCGAGUUCGAGAGCCUCGGUACGCAUCACAUCCUGUCGCUGCCGGCCGUACACGUGCCGCCGAAAGCGCUCAGCUACAUGACGUCCAUCCGGCACCGGCUGUCGAACGCGUCGUCAUUGUUCAAGUACCGGGAGGAGUCGCGCGCCGCCCGGAUAAGCAUCCUGGUGAUCAUCAUGUUCCUGGUGUCGUACCUGCCGUACGGCAUACUGGUGCUGAUGCAAGGCCACGUCGAUCUGAUCAUCGUGUCCGAUCAGGCCCUGCUGGCGAUCUUCACCGUGGUGAUCGCGAACCUCAGCUCGCCGUUCAUCUUCGCCUACCGCAAUAAGCGCGUGCGGCGCGGCGUCAAGCGACUGCUCGGCAUCGACAAGAAGACGAACGAGCGGCUCCAGAAGCUGACCACCAGCAACACACACUUCAACAACCAUCCAGCGGUCCAGCAGCAGCAGCAGCAGCAGCAGCAUCAUCUCGGCAACUACGGUGCCAACAUCACGCUGGCGAAUGCCGUCGGGCAGGAGGAUGAUGUGCCGGAGGUGGUGACCGGGGGCCACAAGUCAUCGCACAAGGUGCGCAUCGCCGGUGCCGGCAGUGUCGGCGGUGGGCUGACGCGCAGCAAUAGUUCGUGCAAGUAUCUCACGCCAAAUCACGCGGCGGCCGUGGCCGUGGCGAACGGGUACAUAGUCGAGUUCGAGCGGUAUCCCUCCGACGAGCUCAAUAGUCUCUGCAUACAGAAGAAAUCGAUACUGAAACGGGUCUGUGAUAGUUCGCGUAAGUGGGGCUGCAACUUUGCCACCAAUUCCUGCACGAGCAAUGACGAGCAGACGGAGGUAUAGCUAUAAAGGGAGCUCCUGAUAUAAUGUAGCGGGAGCCUUAGGUCAGUGGUUAGGUUAGAUAGUAUGUUUGCACGGGUGCCAAAACCAAAGCGCGUUGGAGUGUAGCCUCACGGAGCACACGCCUUGAGGGACCUUGACGGUUGAGCGAUUCGCAUCAUGUCCUUCCAUCGCUUCAAUUAUUUAUUUAUCUUCCCCUCCAUCUGCUAGUAAAACCAUCCGCAUCUCAUCCAUUUUCCAGAACUCUUGUUAAAAUCUACUAUCGAAAGGAGACACUUCGCAAUAGUCCCAGACGGUUGCAUCAAAACGCUGACGUCUAAACCCCUUGGAGAAGAUAAAGAACACAGCCCGCUGCUUGUGGAGCUUUAGAGCACGUGCAUGCUUUCCGUACCAAACAACUUGGACGUCAUGUUUAGUAAUUCUUGAACGUUUGCAGCCAUCCCAACCCUAAGUCCUUGCAACAUUAAAGCUCACUCGACACCUAAAUAUAGGCGGCCGGGUACCACGUGGUGGGAACAUGGUUUUCCAUUUUUAAACUAACCCACCAUUUGUUGUUGUCGUUCCGGCUUGCCCCGCCGAAUCAAAUAGCACGGGGCGUGCUAGGAACGGGAAGCUCUCGAUUCCAGCGAGACACUGGACGCGGAAUCCACGCACCGCCUUUGACCGCGUGCAGGUAAUGUGAGGGCACCACAAAACAACAUGAUGAUAGUGUACGGAAGCCGGCUUUGGAACCGGCCAGUUCUCACGUUGACAAACCGUGGCCACAGUAAAUGAUGAUGUGUUGUCGCCUGCCAUGUGUACGCCACACACACAUCGCACGACACGUGGGGGAUUAAAAUAGGACUUUGGGACGGCAGGCGUUCUGGCGAGGCUUAGCAGAACGGGUCUGCCGUUCUGGGCGGCCUCAAUCGCCGACAUUCGCUGCGUACACGUUCCGUGUUGACGCAACGUUUAUGCGUAACGUUUGUAGUUAGAGGACGCACCCCCGCACCCAAAAAAAAAGAAGAAGAAAGGGAAUCGAACUUGAUGCCAUUGCUUCACAUCGUGCAUUUAAAUGUGAUUUUUAGUACAUGUUCAGCGAGUGAGGGAAGGUGUAAUUAGUACGACAAUUGUUUCUUGCACUGGAAGGUCCUUCCGACUAAAAUUAGAACUCCGGUCGUGAGUGGACUCUAUCUCAUGCAUGAUAAACACAUAAAACGGGCAAUGCGAAGCCAACGUUAACAUCCGACUUCAUUAGCACACCGACGGUGUGAGUGGUUUUCCGAUUGCAAGUAAUGAGUUCUUUGUCCGCGUCUGUCGGAGGUCCGUUCGGUGUUUUGGCUCAAUGGCCGGUAAUUAGUCCCCCUAGCAGCACUGAGUGGAAUUGAGUUGAUUUCAUUUGCAGCCAGACGAGUUUUAUAACAGCUCCAGUACUGAAGCAGCACACGUAAACGGGCCCGAGUGUACUGAUUGAUCCUCUUGCUUUACUGGCUGCAGACAACUUUAGAAAUGCAUUUCAUCUGCGUGUGCCUUGCGUGCGAUAUUAAAUCGAUGUUUUUGAUAGCAUUUAGUGUGAAAAAAAAACGUGUGGAAAAAAAGCAACAUUCAAGCGUAAGUUCGAUAAGUACCUCCUCUUCACGGCCGCACUCGGAUCUCCCGGAGACUUGUUCAGGCGUGUUACAUGAACGUCUUGAUUACUCCUGACAGCUUUGUUUCCCCCACCAUCUUAUUGGUAAACCUUAUUGUCCUGUCUUGUCGGCCCUUUGCUGCUUUGCUGCCAUUUGCCGGAGAGUGGAGAUAUUCGGCAAGUUGGGAAGAAAAACCCUUCGGAUGUCUAUUUUUGUAACGGAACAAGCCUAGCAAGCAAGUGUGUGUGUGUGUGUGCGGAUAAUAAUUCAUCACAUUCGAUCGGUGAAGUUCAAGAAUCGAUUAUCGAUCGGACGCACGGUUCGGUUGGUGGAUGCGUACACACUGAGCUUUAGAGAGUGCCCACAGCCACGAUGGUUUCGUUGGAGAGGGAAGUUAAUUUGUCUUUAAUGUGGCUUUAAUUCCUAUCAUCAGAGCACGCCACGUAAAUGACGUAAAGCUGGGCUCAGUGAUUUUAUGAAGGAGUGAAGGAGUAUUUUUGAAGAUAGCGUGAUGCAACCAGUACGAAUGAUAGCUUCCCACCGAUUCACCGAACUCAUUCAUCAUCGCGCAAUUUCCUUCCAUCAAGGUACCGAGCAGGUCUUCGGAACAGGGAUUUUAAAUAACAAUGUUUGCAUGUGUAGGAAUUGAGAGGUGAAGGUGCUUGUCGAGGCGUGCGACAGAGAGGAGCUAAAUAUGAGCUAAAUUAUAAUACCGUGAGGCACUACAAAAAACACAAACAACUGGGCCGAAUGUACAUUUAAAGCUAACAAACAAUCCGUGUCUACGAGUAAGUGUGUUUAGAUGCGUAUUUUUUUAAGGGAUUCCUUUAUCAUUUCUUUCGUUUAUAAUUUUGUUAUCCCUCCCUUUCUCUCUCUCUUUAAACUGACUGGUAAUAAUGCUUUAAAAAAAAAAACAACAACAUGCAACAACACAGACAUGAUACCUAAGCUAAACACAAACGUAGUAAGAGAAUUAGAAUUAUAUAUGUGUAUAUAUAGAUGAAUCCUGUCGUAACUGUGUUUAGCUCAAGCGCACUGCGGAAAAGAAGCAAAAGCUCAGCAUAAGAAAGAUGGCGGGCGCAGCAUAAUCAAUUAAUCGAAAUGGUGCUCGGUGUUUGGUUUGGAUACCGAAACGUUAAAACGGGAGAUGGUGGAAAAUGCUAGAAGUUAGACAAAAAAAAUGGACGCCUUUUCGAUAACAGUUACCAAAACAAAACAAAAAAUCGUAUGCAUGAUGGCCACUCUUCCAUCCCAGGGUUUCCUUACAUCGGUUGGAAGUAAUCCGUUGCUUUUAAUUUUAAACUACAAAAUGAAGAGUUAUUUUUGCUAUAAAACGAAAAAAAAAACACAUUCUAUUUGCAGCCAACUACAGACAUUUAAAAUGAGCUGAAAGUUAACUAAAUUCUACGUAGUAGAGAGCUUUUAGGACAAACAAACACAUACAAACGCUGGGAAAGAUUACUUCUAAAGUAGGCGGUGGAACACAGGGAGCGCAUGUUAUUUACUCUAGGAGGCUAAGGUGUGCAACUGAAUUUCUAGACUUUCCCUCCCUCCGGAAAAACAAAACAAAAUGGUGCAUAGAGACUCUAUUUAGUGGUAAAUGGGCAUUUGAACACGCAAACACACUCUUUGAAAAUACCUAAAACAGUACAUCGAACCUUUGGGGAGUUAGACACACUAGUUAGAAAACACCAUGACUGCAAGCAUUUGAUGAGCGCAAAUCAAAGCAAGACCCGCAGGUUCAAGCUACACUGUACUGUGUUAGAAUGUAUUAGAUAUCAAAAGCUGGAUCGCUUGUAGCUCUUAGGGCAUCACCAAGGAGUAUCAUUGGAGAAAGAGAGGGCGACACAUUUAGAGAUCUAUUCCCCGUGCCAUUCGGAUGUUUGAUGUAUGGAUUAUGAAGCACGGCACUAGCCCUUAAAGGUGAAGGUAUAGGACCCUCCACAGCACGGCAGCAAUCGACCAAAUAGACAGUUAACGCCACGCACUGUAAAUCAGUUCACGUACAAAGGGCGCUCCAUAACACGGGUUUUCCCACCAACGAACCCUUUCGAUGCCAUUGACCCAAGAAACAUAAUUCCAACCGACACAUGCCAAUCGAUCCCGGGGAAGAACGAUCCCGAGGAAGCCUGCAACAUGCAAGACGCAACAAAACAAAACUCACUGGCUAGCGCUGGACGUAACUUGACAGUGUGCAACAGCCUGAACCGUCGUAGAGUGGUUGAGACAUGCGGCUUCUUCUGCCGUACCAUUGUUGCACUGAACUGGUUUUUCCGUGCGUGUGUGUGUGUGUGGUACUAGAAUACGAAGGGCACACGGGUUAGGUACAAGGGGGCCACGGUGAACGUACAGUGCGGAGCCCUAAGUGCGCGAGCCCAGGUCGUUUGCUGUUUUGCGCUGCAAAACACGCUCGUCCGCACUGAAGGUCGUCUGUGAGGGUGUUUCGUGGGGGGGAGGGAGGAAGUAGCGAUCGAAGCGGACCGAAGACCGAAGGGGCCGAAGUUGGAAAAGGGAAAGUAAAUCGUUCCAAACUAGUUCGAAUCGAUACGCGCGGCUCGAUAGCAUAGCCGAAGAACAUGUUCUACGCGCGUGCCCGCAAUGAUUCGACGAUCGAUUAAGCAGAAAUGGAAUCUCAGCACACUUGGUGACGCACACAGCACUCACCCCGAACAGGGAAAUCAAAGCUCCAGGAAGCGAUUUUACGACAGCUGCACUGCUGUGGUUUCUCUCUCCUUGUACCUAUCGGUCCUUAUAGGGUCUAGCUGCUGCGCCGAAAGCCUUGUAGCUCGAUUGAUAUUAAUGUGUCGCACAGGUGCAGAAUUUCUUUUUUAAUUUAUUUUAACCCACAAUCCCGAACAAUCGAAAUCGAACCUCGAACUCUCAAACACUCUCUGCACGGCAGCCACCAUUGUAGCGGCUAAGCUUAGCUACACCCCAUAUACCCAUACACCUUACCAGGCAAAAAAACCCAGCGUAACCGUUGCUUUAUGCGGUGCGAUAAGUGUUUAGUUGCGAAAAAAAACGUGUGUGCACGCGUGUUACUACUAGCGUAAGCGUGCAAACGAGAGGAGAAGCAGGGUAGGAGAGCCGAAAGAAACGUAGGAGCAAACAGAGAAUGAGACUAAGAAGAAAAAAUGGUGGAAAUACUGAUACUGAGAUGAUGAAAACAAAACAAAAUCAAAGAAUCGAAAUGUUGAGUAGUUUUAUGCUCGGAAAGUUUAAGAGAAAAAAAUACAACAAACAAGUAAAUAUAUUUAAAAAAACACACAUAAAAACACAAAACAAACUACACUACCACUAACUUGAAGGAAUAAAAGAGCAAAGGUACGAAAGCGUAUUAAAUGUA
Messenger RNA from Anopheles stephensi (Asian malaria mosquito), 10235 nucleotides. RefSeq lists its product as uncharacterized. Gene Ontology annotation, biological process: adenylate cyclase-activating adrenergic receptor signaling pathway. The record is from RefSeq and is a predicted model, not a curated record. NCBI's taxonomy places the organism in Eukaryota, Metazoa, Arthropoda, Insecta, Diptera, Culicidae. Bases 2703 to 5285 code for a protein of 860 amino acids. The transcript has 4 exons. Gene Ontology annotation, cellular component: membrane. Gene Ontology annotation, molecular function: dopamine neurotransmitter receptor activity, coupled via Gi/Go; G protein-coupled receptor activity.